Leucoraja erinaceus (little skate) is the source of this 1500-nucleotide messenger RNA. It is a transcript of the gene pef1, whose product is annotated as penta-EF-hand domain containing 1. Gene Ontology annotation, molecular function: calcium ion binding. The record is from RefSeq and is a predicted model, not a curated record. Gene Ontology annotation, biological process: COPII vesicle coat assembly. NCBI's taxonomy places the organism in Eukaryota, Metazoa, Chordata, Chondrichthyes, Rajiformes, Rajidae. The coding region runs from base 67 to 1005 and encodes 312 amino acids. The transcript is spliced from 5 exons.
CGGGGGGGGGGGGGGGAGCAGCGCGCCGCGCUCGCCCUCUGGGACGGACGGACGCAGGUUGACGCCAUGGCCAGUUACCCCUACGACUCGAAUUACCAUGGGUCAUCAGGGCCUGCACCGGGUGCUCCAACAGGCAGCUACUAUUCAAGGUCACACCAACCUGGAGGUCAGUAUGGUCCCAUUUCUGGGGGCCAGUUUGGUGGUCCUCCACCAGGCAGUCCUUAUGGAGGCCCACAACCAAGUGCACCUUAUGGAACAGCCGCAGCAGGUGGACAAUAUGGAAACCAAGCACCGGGAGCACCAUAUGGAGCCCAACCACCAGGAGGGCACUUUGGAGCCCUUGGACAGGGAGGCCAAUAUGGACCUUCAGCUCCUGGUGCCCCCUAUGGAAGUCGAGCACCAGGUGGUCCAUAUGGAGGACAGGCAUAUGGAAUUCCACAGCAAGGGGCAUAUGGAUCAGGUGUUCCUUCAGCCGGUGCUACUCCUGCAGGCAUUGAUCCUGAAGCCUACUCCUGGUUCCAGUCAGUAGAUGUGGACCGUAGUGGUUAUAUAACUCUGAAGGAACUAAAGCAAGCACUUGUCAACAGCAACUGGUCAACAUUUAAUGAUGACACCUGCUAUAUGUUGCUGAAUAUGUUUGAUCAAGGCAAAAUCGGUAAGAUAGAUUUGAUCGGCUUUUCGGGCCUGUGGAGCUUUCUGCAGCAGUGGCGUACCAUGUUCCAGCAGUUUGAUCGGGACCGAUCGGGAACCAUAAACCCCCAGGAGCUGCAACAAGCUCUUUCUCAGAUGGGUUACAAUUUAAGCCCGCAGUUCAUCCAGUUCCUUGCAUCGCGAUACGCACAAAAAACAGCUCGAUCCACCAUUCAACUGGACAGUUUCAUCCAGAUUUGUACCCAAUUGCAGAGCACAGCUGAAGCCUUCAAAGAGAAAGAUGCCAAUCGUUCUGGAAAUGCCCGCCUCAGCUAUGAGGAUUUCCUCAUUCUUGCCAUAUCACGCAUGCUAUGAUUUUUCUUAAUGUCAGAAUGCCAGAAGGAGUAGGAGUGUUAAGAUUAAUUUCCAUUCAUCUACUAUGGUCAGCUAAAUGGAUUAAAUAUAGAACUGUAAAAAUACUGUAAUGCAAAGAAAAAAAUAAUUUAAAGCGGCACAACGUUGCUCUUCCUAACAACUAGUUAUGGACCAAGGUACCAAAGUUGUACUUUCACAACAUUGCAAUUUUAAUGGUAUAUGUUGUAAAGUAUUGCACUUGCAUAUUACAGAAACACUCUGCUUGGAGUCUAUUAAAAUGCCAAUUUUAAGUGUCCGUGCAUUAAGAUGAAAUGAAACCUGAUCCAGCUGUAACGCUAUAACCUGGGUAAAGUGAUUUCAUACAAUGUUUGCCAAACUCCAGACUGGUUUGGAAUGGAUGCAAUUCCAGCAAAUCUUGUUUAUACAUUUGUAUAGAAUAAUGUGUAGAUUAUACUUUCUGUGUAAUGAUCCAAUAAUUAAAAUAAUUUCAUUCCA